Sphaeroforma arctica JP610 is the source of this 603-nucleotide messenger RNA. RefSeq lists its product as hypothetical. The record is from RefSeq and is a predicted model, not a curated record. The annotation marks the transcript as partial. NCBI's taxonomy places the organism in Eukaryota, Ichthyosporea, Ichthyophonida. The transcript has a single exon.
GUGCGUCUCGCGGCAUACAAAGCUAUCUGCGCUGCGUGGCUACCCGACCGCCCCACCCAAACACAAUUCGCAGACUCACUAGCUACUCACCUGGUAUCCAACGCCGGUCUGAAUGUGUGGAGCAUCAAGAUCACCAUCAUGAAGUGCCUGACGAGUGUGUUGUACCGGCUGCCCUUGCGUGUCCUGAGUGAGGGUACGCUCGAUAGAGUGCUAGGCACAAUCUCCGAAGCCGUGGCCGAUGGGAAGUACUCGCAGCUGCGGGUAGCGGCACUGAAGGCUCUGACUGUGCUGCUCGGCGUGUGCUCGACCAAAGCCAGCACACCGACGCCUGCAGCAGAUACCGCAAUGGACACCGGUACCAAUACCGGGACGGUUGCUAGCGCGGGUUCUAAAUCUGCUACUGGCGGAGUGGGUGCGGUUAAUGUGGAUCUCAUCAGUGUGGACACCGGUGCGGUGGUGGAAAGUGAGGCGAGUGAUGUAUUGGGCCGAGAAAGGCUCAUGUCAAUUGUGACGAGUCUGAGGGAUCGCAAGAUGGAUGGCGAUCCGGAUGUGAGACGCUUUAGUGAAGCUUUGCUGCCGUUGGUUACUGCAGCAUUGCAGUAG